AUGGGUUUUGUCUUGGAAGAUGAUGAUGAAUGUGUCGCUAAACGAGUCCGGCCGACCUUGGAGCGGGCUUGGGAGGAAGCAAGCGAGAUGACUCGGAAAAGAAUGGAUGGAGACUUCAACACACCUAAUUCAACUCAAACAGAGUUCUCCAGUAUCGCUGGUAUCUGGAUUGUCCAAGGUAGGGCGAGGGAUCGAAGGAUGGGUUCGGUCGAGGUCGAGAGGGGAUUGUCGAUUCUACGAAGCGCUGAGGCUAUGUCAGCGGUGGCACCUCCAGGAUUGAAACGGGGUCAGGGGAGUGAAAAAUGA
This is a messenger RNA of Penicillium robsamsonii, 306 nucleotides long. RefSeq lists its product as uncharacterized. The record is from RefSeq and is a predicted model, not a curated record. Lineage: Eukaryota; Fungi; Ascomycota; Eurotiomycetes; Eurotiales; Aspergillaceae. The transcript has a single exon. The coding region runs from base 1 to 306 and encodes 101 amino acids.